This is a messenger RNA of Botrytis sinoallii, 186 nucleotides long. RefSeq lists its product as uncharacterized. Bases 1 to 186 code for a protein of 61 amino acids. The transcript has 2 exons. The record is from RefSeq and is a predicted model, not a curated record. NCBI's taxonomy places the organism in Eukaryota, Fungi, Ascomycota, Leotiomycetes, Helotiales, Sclerotiniaceae.
AUGAGAGCAGCAGAAACACAACCAAACGCAUGUCCUCGUGGAAUCUUCAGGAGAAUUCGUCAGGUUAGACCAAAACCUCGGACAUCUACUGAUCUUUUAUUGCUGGCUUUGUGGUGUGAACAAGUGGGGACUGAGGCUGUUAUGGUAGAUUGGGCGAUAGCUUUCUAUGAAGAAUCAACUGAUUAA